Symbiodinium natans is the source of this 295-nucleotide messenger RNA. Lineage: Eukaryota; Dinophyceae; Suessiales; Symbiodiniaceae. The record is from the annotation of a GenBank genome assembly.
GCGCGAGCACCUCGCCGUCGGUAUCGAGGUCACCUUUGACCAGACCUUGGCCACCCUAGCAAAGAGUGAGCUUCUGGCCAGGGCAUGUCUCGAGGCCACCGUCCCGGGCCUCGCCACGGUGCUGCUCCUCGUCCGGGCAUGGGCUCAGAGGCGGCGGAUCUGCGGACAGAGACAAGGCGACGAGGACGACUCAUCGUCCCUCGCCUAUCGUCGCUCCACGGCGAGACUCCGAGGAGGAAUCGUGUUCCUCCCCGUCCGUGCGACGGACGUCGGCAUGGUAAAGGCGGUCAAGUGA